Molecule: messenger RNA, 938 nt
Organism: Lutzomyia longipalpis
Lineage: Eukaryota; Metazoa; Arthropoda; Insecta; Diptera; Psychodidae
Product: lipase member H-like
Exons: 2
Coding region: 72-938 (288 amino acids)
Molecular function (GO): lipase activity
Source: RefSeq, a predicted model, not a curated record
UUCUCCUGAUUCAAAAGUUUAUUUUUCUUCUAACAAAUCUCUGUCAGAUAAAAUCAUUUCAUUGAGAAAAAAUGAAGAAUUUUUGGCUUUUACUUUCUUUCUUCUUUACCACGGCUUUUGGGCAGAAUUUCUCGGAAGAAAUUCACUUUAUUGUCUUCCAAGAGAAUCGUCCAGUGAAUACGUCGGAGUUUGAAACGAAGAAUCCCGUCGAUUUGGGUUUGUGCAAUCCGGGUGAUGAAUUAGCGGUGAUUGUGCACGGAUGGCUCGAGAGUUGCUCCCAUGAGUGGCUGCUGGAUCUCGUGUCGAAUCUCACGGAAGUUCGCGGAGGGUGUAUCGUGUGCAUGGACUACAGUCGCUUCUCGAAGAAUCCCGACUAUUUUGCUCUCGUGCGGCAAUUUCCGCAAAUUCUCAAUGUCCUCUAUGAACAGUUGAAUGACUACCGGAGGGCUGGUCUUGAUCCCAGUGAUACUUACAUGUUUGGAUUCAGCUAUGGGGCUCAUCUCUGCCUCCAAUCUGCUGCUCUUCUCGGUGAGAGGGUCGUCAAGGAGAUUGAUGUUUGCGACCCAGCUGGUCCAGGAUUCCCAAAUAUGCCUGACCCACUGGUAUCAGCUGAGAAUGUUCAGUGUAUCCACACAAGCAACGACAAAGGGACUCAUAAGAGAAAUUGCCACCAAAAUUGGAAUAUGGGACACUGCGGAUGGAGCCAAAUUGCAGCUGGACCCUACCCCAAAGGUUCCCACGGGCUCUGCCCGUAUUUCUACAACAGCGCCUUCCGCAAUUUCUUCGUAGCAGUUUCCCGCCCAGCUGCUUGCCCCGCAACACCACGUGAUUGCCAGGAGCAUCCUGAAAACUUCCAAAUGGGCUACAUGGAGAGACGAAAGCAGAAAGCCUUUGGGACGCUCUACGCGGCUUCAACGAGGAAUUAUCCCUACAAUUGA